GUUCGCUAGUGUUAUUUUAGUUUUUAAGGCUUAUUAUAUUUUCGCUGUUUAUUAAUUUAACAAUGUCGAAUCGUCUUGUUACUGACAGCUAUAAAAAAGUGAAAACUUCGCGACAGACCAAGGAUGUAAAAGAAGCUGGAUCAAGCAAGAUCAGUGGUGAAGUGAAGAAAAACUUUGAUAUUUUACAUGAGUUUGACCUCACACUAGAGUAUGGACCGUGUAUGGGUAUUUCUCGACUGGAAAGAUGGGAGAGAGCUGAGAAACAUGGACUGAACCCGCCAGCUCACGUUCGCGAUCUCAUCAUCGCACACAAAGAUGAUGACCUCUACACACAAUGUCUUUGGAAUGACUACAACAUAUAAAGUGUUCACACAGUGACCACACAGACAAAUUACUGACCGACUGUUAUGCUCACCAGUAUGGAGAAAGAGGCCGUCUGCAGUAUUUGUUAUUUCACCUAUCACCAUAAAACUAUUUCUUACAGCACAAAAACACCAAAUAUCUCAGGCAUGCGUAAUCCAUCAUUUUAUUAAUAUCACCCGAGUUGUUGUUAAAAACAUAUUGUCUGUAAUAUUAUGGAAUCUGAUGUUUUAACUGGAAAUGAAUGUCAUACAUAAAAAGUUCCUCAACAUUAAUUUUAAAGGCAUAUUAUCAUGGUGGUUACGGGAUCUUCAUUAUUUCUCUAAAUAUGGAUUAUAAAUGAACAUUACAUUCAUUGUACUAGUUCUUACUUAAAGGAGGGGACAAUCAAGGCAGUUGACCUGGUAUGCAUAUUUAACGAUACAUAAUGCACAUUAUUGCUUAAUAUCAACAAGUAUAAUCAUAUAGUUAAUUAAUACAACGGUUAAAUG
Molecule: messenger RNA, 851 nt
Organism: Gigantopelta aegis
Lineage: Eukaryota; Metazoa; Mollusca; Gastropoda; Neomphalida; Peltospiridae
Product: DNA polymerase delta subunit 4-like
Exons: 4
Coding region: 63-362 (99 amino acids)
Biological process (GO): DNA synthesis involved in DNA repair; DNA-templated DNA replication
Cellular component (GO): delta DNA polymerase complex
Molecular function (GO): DNA-directed DNA polymerase activity
Source: RefSeq, a predicted model, not a curated record